UAUAAAAUAAACAAUGAAUUUUAGAAAUAUUUGUAAUGGUAAAUGGGCGGGUUAGCACGUGCAGGGACAGGAACAAAGGAAUAUUUCCCAGAUAGAUAAGUUUUCUAAAAGUAUUAGAAAAUUAAGAACAGAUCAGAACUUUAGUUGUACGUGGAUUUUUGUUAAUAUAUUUAAAUUAUAUUAAGAUAAUGGCAGGAAAGCCAUCGAAAAAGGGAAGAAACCCAGGAGUAGUGGAUAAUUGGUUGGAUAAUCUUGAGUUGUACAGAAAAAACGUCGCGUAUGAUGAAACAUGUUUGUUUAGAGCUGUUAGUGAGCAGUUAUUUGAGUGCCAAAUCUUCCAUGAGCGCGUACGCAGAGAAUGCAUAGAGUAUGGAAAGGACCAUUUCAAUCAGUUUAUGCAUUUGAUAGACAAUGAAGAAAAGUGGUAUAAUCAUUUAAAUUUGCUCGAAAAUCAUAUGGUUAUAUGCGGAAAUCUGGAGAUUAAUUUAAUUAGUAGAAAGUACAAUCGAGAUGUACUUAUUUUUCAUGCAAACAAACAGCAAAUUUACGAUGUGACCAAGCUUGGGUUACCAUCUCCACCGUUAAUGCUGUGUCUGAUGGAUAAAGAUCAUUACGAUGCUGUUUAUAGGAAAGAGCAUAUUGAAAAUUCAGGAUUUUGCCAAUCAAUGGUAUAUAAAACACUCUACGAGAAUGUGUUUAAAAUACCCAAAGUUGAUGAUAUUGUAAAAGCAAUGCUUUACGAGAAAACGCAGGUUAUAAGUCAGUCAGAAAUGGAAGAAAAAAGUUUAUAUACAGAGGGCUCGAUUAUGGAGGAUUUGGAAAAUACUAUUGUGGCCCCUUUUCCCUUUAAAGUUGCCAAAGCCCUGGAUCCUACUAUAUAUCGAAAUAUAGAGUACGACUCUUGGGGUGAAAUUAGGAGAGAGUUAAGACUUGGAGACUGGUAUUACGGAGAUGAUAAAUUAAAAAUGGGCACUAGAUGUUUACUGACUGACCGUCAAACUGGGGAUUUACACGAGUGUUAUAUUCAGGACCUUUUGAAAAAUCAAAAUCAGUGUGUGGUGUAUUUAACGAAAAUCGCAGAAAAAAGAAUUGUGAAUUAUUCAGAUUUGUCACCUGAAAGUGAUGCUAAACCAUGGCCCUUACCAUACAGGUUUUCUAAAAAUUUAGUUAUAACUAAUACGACCACCCAGUUAGCUCCCAUGGAUAAAGUUAAGAGUUUGAGAAAGAAAAAUAAGGAGAAGAGACAGAGCAAGAGCUUGACUGAUAUAAAAUGUUCGUGUGUCGAUGGCGAGAGUUUGGAGGAUGUGAGUGCUUUUGUAGGUCUUCCUUUGCAAAUGCAAAUGGCUAACAACAACCAUAAUAAUAAUAAUAAUGAUAAUGAAACGACUAAGAUAGAAGCAUCAACUGACACCACUGAGUUGGUUUUGCCACAGACAGAAGGGUUACUCACACCAGUAACACCGGAAAUAAACCAGUAUCCACAAAGGUACCACUGGGGUGAACCAGUACAUUGGCCGGUACACCAAACCCAGUACAUCCCACCGGAUAAUUCCUAUUACUCGCCCACCGCAGAUCCGUUUGUAUGGCCCCAGAGUCCUCCUGCAGGUCCGUACUAUGAGUACAAACCUAUGGUGGCAUCAGCACCGGUUACACCAAACGUGGUACCCUAUCACGAUACGAACUACCCGUUUUUCUUUAACUACCACGUGGAACAGUACCCCCUCCCUCCACAAUCUCCAUCCACACCGACAGCCAAUCCUAUCAUGAACCGGAUGGAGAAUAGCGAGAGAACAGUUGAAACAUCCCAAAUGGUACAGACGCCGACUUUUUCCAGCGAGCACAACGUGCCUACUACGACGCCUUGCCUAUCGCCGCUGGAUUCGGUACCAAAAGUUAACUUGGCUUUCAUGCCGCAACCUGCGCAGUCCAUUGAUCUUUACCAUCCGAUUAUGCCGGUACCACCAGGUACGCCCAUAAUAUAUACGCCAAUACCAACCGAAGCCGACGUGAUGGUAAACACGCCCAACGUAAACCCAUUCACCCCUACCACACCGGUAGAAAUGCAGUACAUCUCACCCCAAGGGUACGUCUACCCUUCAGCUCAGACCCUGCCCAGCAUUCCCGUGUAUACACAUGCAGGGUACCCUUAUAACCCCCAAGGGUUCGUGUUUCCUCAGCCUAACCAGGCGAAAUAAGACUACAUAACCUCAAAGCAACAAAAUACCUCCAAAAUAUUUGUGACGUUCGAAUUUGUUUUUAGUUUUUCGUGUUUAUUAUUUUUCGUUACCAGAGAUAAAUUAUUUAGUUUUUUUUUUAUAUAAAGAUAUUUUAAUAAUAGUGUUAUAAUAUAUUACAAGAUAUAUUUUUUUAAGUGCGCUGUUUGUUAAAAAAAUUGUAUUUGUUAAGAAUUUUUGUUAAAAAUAUUUGUGAUCGAAUUUGUUUUUAGUUUUUUUCAUGUUUUUUUUAUCAGAGAAAUAAUUUAGUUGUUUUGAUAUAUAAAGAUAUCAAAUAAUAGUGUUAAUAUAUCACAAUUAAACAAUUAAUUAUAAGAUAUAUUUUUUAAGUGCUUUUUGUUAAAAGAUAGUAUUAUUUGUUAAGAGUUAAAUUUUUCUCUAUUUUUAUAUAGUUUUUGCGAGAAUUCAGUGUUAUUAGUUUAUGUUGUUUAUUACUGUAGUAAGAAGAGUAAUUACUUGUUGUUUUAUUUAAAAAGUAAUAAACAUUUUCC
Messenger RNA from Sitophilus oryzae (rice weevil), 2725 nucleotides. RefSeq lists its product as uncharacterized. NCBI's taxonomy places the organism in Eukaryota, Metazoa, Arthropoda, Insecta, Coleoptera, Curculionidae. The transcript has 11 exons. Gene Ontology annotation, biological process: protein deubiquitination. Bases 189 to 2195 code for a protein of 668 amino acids. Gene Ontology annotation, molecular function: cysteine-type deubiquitinase activity. The record is from RefSeq and is a predicted model, not a curated record.